This is a messenger RNA of Polistes canadensis, 3382 nucleotides long. Its product is annotated as G patch domain-containing protein 1 homolog. Lineage: Eukaryota; Metazoa; Arthropoda; Insecta; Hymenoptera; Vespidae. Gene Ontology annotation, biological process: mRNA processing. Gene Ontology annotation, molecular function: RNA binding. Bases 170 to 2992 code for a protein of 940 amino acids. The transcript is spliced from 4 exons. The record is from RefSeq and is a predicted model, not a curated record. Gene Ontology annotation, cellular component: nucleus.
UGUUAUACGAUGUGAUACGAAGUUAUACGAAGUUAUACGAUAAAAUCACUGACAUGUAACAUAACCUAUCCGAUAUUAUGUAUGUAUACAAAGUGUAUCUAGUAUUAAAUAACAAUUUUUAUUUAAUUAUUGUAACUGCUAAGUAUUCUGUUAUAGACUUAAAAUAAUAAUGAGUGAUUCCGAGGAUGAAAAUUAUGCUACUUUUGGAACAGCUUUGGAACCACUGGAUGAAGAAAAUUUACCAAGGAAAAAAGCUGUUACCAUAGAAGAUCAAUAUGCUUAUGAUGCUCAGGGUAGACGUAGAUUUCAUGGUGCAUUCACUGGUGGUUUUUCUGCGGGAUACUUUAAUACAGUUGGAACUCGUGAUGGAUGGAAACCACAGCAAUUUAAAUCUUCCAGAGGUACUAAAGCGAAAGCAGUUGCGCAGCAACCAGAAGAUUUUAUGGAUGAUGAAGAUGUAAGCAUAUUUGGUAUAGCACCGAAAGGUAUUAGGGCCAAUAGUGAUUACGAACAUCAUGAACAAAAAGGUAUUAAAAGAGGAAGAGCUGAAAUGAUUAACAAUAAAUUCCUGUCGUAUAAUCCUGUACUGAAAGAACUUCUGAGGCCUGUUAGAGAAACAGUUGGUAUUGCUCUUUUAAAGAAAAUGGGAUGGAAACCAGGACAAGGUAUAGGAAAUAGGGUAACAAAGAAAGAGAAGAUCAAAGCAAAACAACAGAUAGAAAAAGUUAAAAUAUAUGGCUGUUCGUUGCCCAAAAACGAAGAAAAAGAAAUUGAUAGUAAUUAUGUGUGUGAUUCCGAUGAUGAAAAUCUUGAUAUUACUUUUGCUCCUGAUGAUUACGAGCCUUUUAGGUCUAAAGGAAAAGAUAAUUACUUUGGUAUUGGAUACAGUGGAUUAAACAGACAAAACGUUUUAUCUAAUCAGGUAAAUGAAGAAAAUAAUUAUCAAAGCAAUAAUAAAAAUCUUCCAAUAUUUGGGCAUGCAUUUGGAGUUGGUGCUUUUGAAGCAGACGAUGAGGAUAUUUAUGAAAGAGAAGAUAUGUCUCGGUACGAUUCAGUACUAGGACCAGAACGUAAAAAAAGUAAAACGAGAUGGUCUAAGGAAAAUAUUUCAAAUGACAAGGAAAGUAAUUCUGUAGAGGGAUUUGUGCAAGCAAAAGAUAAAUUAAAUAGUAGGAAGACUUUUGCACCACCUUCUCUUCCAAAAGACUAUCAUGCAAUUCAUCUUACAAGAAAGAGUCGUUUUUAUCCUCCAAUUCCUCAUCAAUCAUUUAAUGAAAAAAGAAAGAAUCUUAAUGUUACAAAAAGAGCUAAAAUCUUAGAAGAUGUUAGUUUCACCAAUAAAGUAAUUCAAGGACAAGUUAAUACACCUACAGAAAUAUUAUCUUCUACAAUUCCUAUGUCUAUUUCUAAUGUAAUGUCAGAACCAUCGAAUUCAUUAGAACAAAAAGUAGAAGUUAGUAAAAAAAUCGUUGAAAAGCCAAAAGCGCAAGGGAAUAAUGUAUGGGUGGAUAAAUUAAAUACAAAAAUGUUUGUCAGUGGUGGUAUUACAGGUAGAGAACAAAUCACUUCCGGAUUAUUAAAUUUACCAACUAAUUUAAAUAGUUCCUCUACAUUUGCCGAUGUGUGUGUAGAGGCAGUUAAUAAUCAAAUUAAUAAUAGUUCGUGUUUAAAAAUAAAUAAUAUGUGUAAAUCGGAUAGCAUAGAACAACUUUCUAUAAUUAAAUUAGAAAAAGAUCCGGAGCUUACUGAAUCUGAACAAUCAUCUAAAUCGAUUAAAAAAGUACCAAAUAAUGAUAAUAAAAAUGAGUUAAAUAAAUCUACAUUAAAUUUAACUGACGCUUUGGAACAACAAAAAGAAGAAGCUGCUAGAAUGGAAAUGUUUGGGAAACUAACUCGAGAUAUAAUCGAAUGGCAACCUGCAAGUAUCGUAUGUAAAAGAUUCAAUAUUCCUGAACCACGAAGUUGUGGCAUCCAAAUUAAAAUAGAAAAGAAAGCGAAGUUUUCUGUAUUUGAUUCAUUAGAUUUCGAUGUAUCCUCAAGAUUUUCAAAAGUAACGGAAAUACUUCCCAAAGACAUAGAUAAUAAUGCAUCUACUUCUUCCUAUGGAAAUGAAUUCAUAAAAAGUGAUGCAUCUAAAUCCCCCACAUAUUAUAAGACUUCUGUCGAAACUCAAGAACCACAAAUCGUGUCAGAAAAAAUGAAGAACUUUGAAGCUUCGUAUGAAAAAAUAUUUGGCAAAACAGUCGAGGAGAUACCUUCAACUAAAUUCUUAAAAAAUAAUCCUGAACAGGAAUUUAUUAAUGAAGAAAAUAAAAUAAUAAAUAUGGAACAAACUAAAGUUUCGAAGGAUGCUGAAAAAUCUGAGGAUGAAGAGACUGUUACAACUAAUAAAUAUAAUUCGGAAGAAAAGAAAGAUCUUUUCAGAGCAAUAUUUCUCAGUAGUAGUGACGAAUCAGAGACAGAAACAGAAGAAAAUAUAGAUAACGAAGUAGUAAAGUCUGUCUUGAUAGGUGACUCAUCGAAUGAAGUUAACGUAGCAAGAAAUACGUCACCUCCUAGAGGUAUUUUUGCGAAAUUAGAUCUCGAAGAUCUUGUGAAAAAAUCAACUAUCAGUACAGAAGACACUGAGAGUAAUAUCAAAGAGAAAGAAGCAAAUUUGCCUUCUCAAGAACCGCAGACCAUCGUUGAACAAAAUAAUGAAAAUAAAACCUGUGAUAUACCUCAAAUGUCAAUACCAGAAACAGUAUACGGUCCGAUGCUUCCUUCAAGAUUGAUCAAAGACGGCAAUGCUACGGCAGAUUCCAGUGGAAGUAUAGAAUUUUCCAGACCCAUUUUUAAAAGUGUCAUAGUACCAAAAGCUGCAGAGGAAUUUGAAGGAAAGUGGGUUGAGUUGCAUAAAACAAAGAAAUCGAAAAAAAUUAAAAAGAAACACAAGCACAAAGAACACAAAAGUUCUAAAAGUAAAAAAAAAUCUAAAAAGCAUAAACGUUAAUUAAAAAGACUUUUGAAAAGACUUGAAAGCUUCCUAGCUUUUAUUUAUUUUUUGUGUUAUAUAUUAGAUAAUCCAUAUUAUAUAUUAGUAAAAUUGUUAUAUAUAUAAAUAUACUGCAUCAUGUUUCUCAUAGAAUUGAAUGUUAUCGGUGGUCAUCUAGAGAAUAGAACCAUUUUAUAUUAUUUAAAAAUGAUAUAACAAUGUAAUUAAUUAUAAAAUUUAAUUUAACGAAUUUAAAUGUAAUACAUUUCUCCAAUUAAUGACGAAGCUUUUUAAAUAGAAACAGUGUCGCUAAAAAUAAUAAAAUAGAUUUCUAUCUUUAUAAUAAAGAUGUACAUACAAUGCUUUUGAUGUUACUUAAAACAAUUUAAAUAUAUAAUAUUGUAAAAA